ACAGAUCCACGUGUUUUAGAAAAACAAGAAUUACAGCAGCCAACUUAUGUUGCCCUCAGUUACAUUAAUAGAUUCAUGACAGAUGCUGCUCGCCGAGAGCAGGAGACACUAAAAAAGAAGAUUCAGCCAAAGCUCUCGCUGACCCUGUCCAGCUCAGUGACUCGAGGGAAUGUGUCCACUCCACCACGCCACAGCAGUGGAAGCCUUACUCCCCCCGUGACCCCACCCAUCACCCCCUCCUCUUCAUUCCGCAGCAGCACUCCAACAGGCAGUGAGUAUGAUGAGGAGGAGGUGGAUUAUGAGGAGUCAGACAGCGACGAGUCCUGGACCACAGAGAGCGCCAUCAGCUCGGAAGCCAUCCUGAGCUCCAUGUGCAUGAACGGAGGGGAAGAGAAGCCUUUUGCCUGCCCAGUUCCUGGAUGUAAAAAGAGAUACAAGAAUGUGAAUGGCAUAAAGUACCACGCAAAGAAUGGUCACAGAACACAGAUUCGUGUCCGCAAACCAUUCAAAUGUCGUUGUGGAAAGAGUUACAAGACAGCUCAGGGCCUGCGGCACCACACAAUCAAUUUCCAUCCCCCGGUGUCGGCUGAGAUUAUCAGGAAGAUGCAGCAAUAACAUGCUGGUCAUAACUGUGCCAAGAAAUCCUCACCAGCAGUUGCUGAUUUUGAAAACAGCCACCUUUUUUCAGGGGAAGCAUUCAGCAACCCUUUAAAGAAUUAAAUGCAUGCUUUAAAUUUUUUUCUGUAAUUUUGGAAUGAUGUAUCUUUGUAGCGUUAAUGAUUUUGUACAUUUGCACAUGUAAUCUUCAUACCCAUUUUCAUUACUUUGAUAUAAGGUGCUAAAUGAAAAAAGCUCUAGUUUCUUCAGCACAUUUCCCCCAAACAAAAUAAAAGUGAGGGCAUGUUGCAUAUUGUUUAGUCGUAUUCCAUUGGUAUCAACUGGGGGAGGAGGGACUGGCACUGAGAUUUUCCCCCACGAUUGUAAUGUGAUUGAAGUUUUUCAACACAUCAGCUCACUAUGUUCAAACCAAAAUAAUACCUUCAUUGUCAAACUGGUUACCAUGCCUUACAUAAUGGAGUAAGUAUUUGUGAGUAGAAAGACUUUAGGUAAUGGAAAUAUAAAUAAAAGAAUGUUUUAACAUAAUAUGCUAAAAAUAUUUUCAUAUUUAAAUAACAUACAUAAAAGGUGUGCUUUGUGUUUUAUAUUAUCUUGCAUAUCUUUUUGCCCUUUAAAAAGCUGAAAAUCUUGCCAUCUGAUUUACCAAUCAUUUUAAACAGCAUUUUUUGUACAGAACUGUCUAAGUUCACUGAUUAAUACACAUUCAUUGAGUGCCUGUUAGGUGCCAGGGUUUUGAUUUAUGCUUAUUGAUAUUUUUGGGCCAAGAUACCAGUUUAGUGAAACAUUUUUCCCUGAAAUCUGUUAGGAAACACUUAAACGUGCAAAUUUUGUGCAUGUGAAAUUUAGUUCUGUCUUCAUCUCUAGGUGAAGUUUUCAAGCACUUUGUAGUUCUCUAUUGCCAACAGAUUUAGUGUUUUAUGUGUUGCCAAUUCUUGCAACCACUGCCCUAACCUGUGGGGUUGCAAAUCAGAAUUAAAAUUGCAAGCACGUUUCAUACAGGAAGAAUUUUGUUAAUACCCCCUAUGGCCUCCUCUUCAUGCUCGGUGUGUUGAAACAUUUUAAAAGGCACUUUCCCUUUACAGUGUAGAUGUCUGUAUGCCCACUGGAAAUGUCUGUUUAGCUUUGUAGACAUUUUGCUGAUAUAUGAAAUUGAGCCUUAUUGACAAGUGCUUCUUGCAGUAGGUGGUCAGAAAGUGACUAACACAUGACCCAUUAGAGUAAACAAACCUAUGUCUGGACCAUUCCUGAAGUUUUUCUCACCAACAAUACCAUCAUGCCUUGAGUGUUUUCUCCCAAGUGCUAUUCCUUAAACAUGAGCGUUUACCACUCGCCUAAAUAAGCAAAAAAAAAAAUUGCUUUGAGAUGGCUAACUACUCAUAAAGUGAACGCAAACUCAUGCUUUUAACUUUCCAUUUUACAAAAGUUUUACAGCGGAGAAGCAGAUGUCCCUCCUCAGUUUUGCAGACAUUUUGAAAUGACAGUUGUUAGCCAGGUGGGUGAGCAUCUAUAUUCUUAAAUUGUGAAUCCCUCAUAAUGAGACAAAGUAUAAAUACACUGCCCUCUAGAAAUUCCCUCAGAUCUCUGCAAGGUCAUUUUGGUCCUAGAUACAGUAUUAUUUAUCCUGUAUGUCUAAAAGGGUGAUCCAGACAUGAGAAGCAACUAGUUGGAGCAUAAAAACGCCCCACUUGGCUAUUUCAUACCUAUCUACAAUUGACCAAAAUUUCUUAGCCCAGUAAUUAGUUAGCUUUGCUCCUUUUAGUAGAAUAAAUUACAAGCUGGAUCAGUAAUGCAACAGCUAAACAGUCAUAAAAUAGUCAUUGUGCAUGUUAAAUUUCUUUCAACUAUAAAGCAAAUUCCAGUUUCUAUUUACUUAUUCAUUGUGACAGUAUUACUAAACAGGUAAGGAUGGGAUUAUUUUGUUAUACAGUGUAUAGUGAAUGUAUCGUAUUGUGUCUGUGAAAACUGUGCUUUAAAUUAUAUUUUCAUAUGUUUUGUUGGGGACAGAGCACAUUGUUUGAAAGUGACAGAGGUUUGUUUUAGAACUGAAGGCAACUAAGUCAGGAUUCCUGUCAAGAAAAGCUGCUUAUAAAUGUAAAUGAAAUCGCAUUUAAAAUAAACUGCCUCUGACCCAAAA
Messenger RNA from Condylura cristata (star-nosed mole), 2752 nucleotides. RefSeq names its product JAZF zinc finger 1 (gene JAZF1). Lineage: Eukaryota; Metazoa; Chordata; Mammalia; Eulipotyphla; Talpidae. Gene Ontology annotation, cellular component: nucleus. The record is from RefSeq and is a predicted model, not a curated record. The transcript has 4 exons. Bases 76 to 615 code for a protein of 179 amino acids.